CAGCAUGCAUCCUUGAGUAUCUAUUCGUUAGCUUUAGCUAGCUUUUGAUGGUGGUCUUAAGUCCGAUGAUCAACAGGGAUGGAAGAACCGCCUGUGGUGAUCCUCCAGCACCAGACGACUGUCAGGUAGUGACGGUGCAAAAAGCAAUGCUGUGCUGCUGUGUAAAAUGAAGAAGAUAUUCAGCUUUACAAAGAAAAAGAAACACCCGUCCGGUACCCCUGACAAUGGGAGUGUACUUUCAGUCGGCUAUGAACUUAAAGACAAGGACCUUGGCAAGGUUCACAAGGCAGCCUCAGUGGGUGAUUUGGCAAAGUUGAAGCAGCUUGCUAAAAAGAAUGAUAUCAAUCAACUUGACAAGGAGAACAGGACAGCACUUCAUAUUGCCUGCGCCAGCGGACAUGUUGAGGUGGUGCAAUUCCUUGUCGAAAGCAAAGCCAAGCUUAACCUAUGUGACAAUCAAAACAGAUCCGCCUUGAAAAAGGCAGUGCAAGGCCAGCAUGAACGCUGUGUAAGCAUACUGCUGGAGAAUCAUGCCGAGCCUAAUCUGGUGGAUAUCAAUGGCAAUACAGCUCUACAUCUGGCAGCAAACAUCCCUUCAAUUUCCACUGCUGUCCUUCUGCUCGAACAUGAAGCUGACAUCAAUGCUCAAAAUAAGGAGGGAUACGCACCUCUGACUGUAGCAGUCCGUGAGGACCAUAUUGAAAUGGCUGAGUUUCUUCUCAAGGAGGGUGCUGAUGUAAAUGUGAUCGACCAAGCCCAAAGGUCCCCAUUAAUGAUAGCUGCCGGCAAUGGACAAAUCGGUAUGUUGCGGCUGCUGUUGCGAUUCGAAGCAGAUAUCACUCUAAAGGAUACCAAAGGAUGGUCAGCUGAUGACUACGCAGUGAUGAAUGGCCAUCACCCAUGUUCCCUCCUGAUCAUUGAGCACAGUACCCAAAGGAACGAUGGGCCCUCCCUAUCACUUCAAGGCCCAAGCAAAAAGAAGAAAAAAACCUUGUUGGGAAGUCCCUCACAGGAUGUUGAAGCAGGCUUUUCUUUGGGAGGACCAGCCACUGACAAAGAUGAGCAUGGAGCAAAUGAAGCAGGGGGAGAUUUUGAAGACAAUUCUCAGUCUGAGUCACUAAGCCGGGUUUCAAAAAGUGCAGCAGAUGAGUGGCCUUCAUCAGAUGAUGAUGAUGAUUCGGUUUUAAUUGAAAAGAAACCACAGAGGGUAAACCUAAGAAAAUUGAUUGCAUCGGAAAGAGGACAAGCAUCUGCCAUGCCUGACAGAUCCUUGAGUGGUACAGAAUCAGAGCAAGAGAAUGAAAAUAGAGUCCAGAGAAUCCCAUACCUCCCACACGCUUUACCAUCAAGCAAAGCUCAGCAGCAACCAGUAGAUCCCUCUCCUGUUUCCUUCUUUUCCAAAGCACCCCAGAUGACUUCUAGCCCUCUUCCAAGCUAUAGAAAGGACAAAGAGUACACUGAGGAUGACGACGAGAAAGAACAAGAUGAGGUAAUGAGAGAUGAUGAUGAUGAUGAUGAUGAAGAGGAGGAAGAAGACUUGUCAGAGGAAAAUGAACAACCUGAAGGGAGUCAGGGGUCCCUUCCAGCCUCAUUGCCUGUGCCUGAGUCAGAAGGUUCUAAAAACAAGGAAAGAGAUUUCCUGUCUGAGCUGGGUCUAGAGAAGGGGGAGGAAGAGCAGGAUACCUGGGACUCUGAGUCCCACUCUGACAGCCCAACAAUGCCACAAAAGGAGAACCAAAGCUUACGUUCUCAGGAUCAAGAAAAGAUGUCUGCUGUUAAAGAAGAGAUUAAAAAAGACUUCUUUUAUAUUCCCUCUUUCUUAAGAGGGGAAGGAAGCAAUAGGAUGGCAGUGCUAGAACCUUGGAGGAAUGUAGACAGGCCAAGAGGCAGCCAGGAAGGGGUUGCGAACGAUACAAGUGAUGAUAACGGAGGGGAACAGGAGGAGGUUGAUCAGGGUUGUGCCCAACAGAAAGAGACAGAAAAAGCCAAAUGGGAACCACUUACUGUCCUGAGCAAACUUCAAGGAGAAAAAGAGCAAACAGACCUGAUGGAGGAGCUUGGUCUGGGAGAUGUUGAUGAUCUUGAAGAUGCAUCAGACUGGGACUCGGCCAGUACCACCAGUAAGAGAACCCUGCCUGGCCGCAGAAUGGCCUCCCCUGGUAUCGAGGAGCUCCCAGAAUGUUCCAGUCCACUAAUUAAAGAGGAGGAUGAAGAUGUGGCGUCAGAAGCACCCGUAACACCAGAGAGAACCAUAAACUCCAACGACAGACUGCCCGACACACCCCCACAACCAGUGCCCCAUCCCCAACCUCGAGCAAGGAAGAUGGUGCUUCAGAAACCAGAGAGUGAAGAAGAAUCAGAUUGGGAGCCCGACAAUUUGGCAACUUCUUGCAAUACAACCAAAGUUGACAAUCAGCAGCAGGACAUUGCUGAGCUACAAGUCAUGGAUUCACCAGGUUCUCCUGAGCUUUCGCCGAGGGUCGGAGAAAGAAAAAGAAAUGCUGAGUCUGAUGAGCAGCAAAAAAAGGAGAAAGAUGAUUCCGUAGAUACCAGUCUGUUAGAUUUAGACAGCCCAAUCGCAUCCGGCUACACAGGCUUUGACAGUGGAGAAAAGGAUAAUGACUUCAGAGAUCAAUGCAGACCUGAUGAAAGAGGGAAAGCCAGCGAUGACCCCCCAUGGGAGAAACGAUAUGAGAAACUCUGGGUAGAAGUGGAGAAAAGAGACGUAAAAUCAAAUUUCAAGAAUGUUGCUUGUGAAUUAAAAGAGAAGUUUGGGGAACUGCUCAAGUCAAGAUCUCCAGCAGAAGAUGAAGAGGGAAUGGCUGAAUCUUCUUCAAGUGAUGAAGAAGAAGGGGAAAUCAUUGUGCGCCCAACGGCCAGAGCGAGGAGUACUGUCCUCCUCACAAUCCCUGAGCAGAGGGAAUCUGGACUGGAGGACUCAGCGACAGAAUCAACUGAAGGGUCAGCAUAUGAGGACAGGAUGCAGGUCUAUGAGCGCCCAACGCGCGAGAGCAGCCUGUAUCGAGAACAAAAUCUGCUCGUUGAUAAUGCCCAAGAAGAGUACAGGUCUCUUUCACCACAACUCACCAGAGCACAGAGAGACAGCACAGAGAUGGCUACCAAAACUUUUACUGAUGGUCACAACAUAACUACGUCUUCUGCUGGCCAUGGUGCAUUCUUACAAGAUGAGGCCAAACUAAUGAAAAACACACAUCUGAACCAUACCUGUAAAGACACCAAUGCUAGUGAAGCAGAGAAGAAGAGUACAAGUCCAGGAGAGGAUCCUGAGGAUUUCCCUGAAUCUCGCAACCUGUGUAGGCGUUCAUCAUUGGUCCCAGGUGUUUCUGAUGAAGAGCUGGAGGAGGACAUGGAAAGGUUUAAACUUGAGGUAGUCCAAGAGACGGCAAAGACUGCAAUGGAUCUUCAACAAUCCAGUACUUCCUGGGAUACUGGUGGAGCAGCAUUGGAAGAAGAAGUGAGUUCUGAGAAACCUGAGAGCAGUUUGGGAUCCCAGUUGAGCCAAGCUGGAGCCAUUCCCCAGGAACGGCAGCAUGUAGCUAUGAAGAGCACCAACGAGGCACCAGUGCAAUUGCACCUUCCACUCCAGCAGACCCUCAAUAGCAACAAACAGGAAUGGGAAGCUAUAAAGGGAACCUCACAGCUGGAGCUGGUCCGAGGGGCCCGGCACAGCAGAGCCCCUCAGACCAACACCCAUAUUAAUGGAGAUCCUCUCUCAGUGUUUGACGAUAGCACUUUAAGUGAUGUGUCGGACGAUGAAGGAAGAUCAACCAGUGGACAGAAAAAUGAGAAACCUGGAGAAGAGGAAAUGGCUGAAGACUUUGAUGAACUCACUCAGUCAUCGGACACAGCCACAGAUGACAUGGACUCUCCCACUUCGGGCUAUCGUCAUGCAUCACUCCUCGUUCAGAAGCUGGACUCAGCCACUUUUGACUCGAGAAGCAUGGUGAAGCUGCAGAACAUUUUCCACGAGUAUGAGCGUUCCAUCCAAAAGGCAAGGAGCCGACAUGGGUACCUGGUAGACAAAGUGAGCCAGCUGGAAAUGGAGAGGACAGAACUGAAGAGCUCUCUAGAGGAAGUGAAAGAUAUUAAGUCUGCUCUGGAGCGCAACCAGUUGGAACUGCAGACUGAAGUCACAAACAUCAAAUUUCAACUGAAACAGGAGCAGGAAAAUCGCCGCAAUGCCACCAUGAUGUACAACAACACCAAAGAUAAGCUGAGGAGGACGGAGGAGCAGCAUCAGUUUGAGGUUCAGGAGAGGCAGAAGUUGGAGCUCACACUCAGGAAUCUGGAGCUGGAGAUGAGAACACUAGUUAAUAACAUGAAGCAGCUUGAAGAGGACCAUAGUGAGACCCAGAGACUGCUGGCUCAGGAGAGAAGUGCUCGGACGCUGCAGGAGAACCUGCUCAGCAGUCAUCUCCGUAAGCAGCAAGAGAUCGAGGACGAGAACAAACGAAACAUAAGCAAGAGCAGCGAGGCUCUGUCUCAGCUCACCGAGGCCAGUGACAGGGAGAGGGAGUUGCUGCAACAAACGGCUACCUUACAGGAGCAGCUGACCAUCCUGAGAACAGACCUUCAGCAUUCACAGGCCAACAGCAGUCUCAAAGAGAGCCACCUUUUGGAGGAGAACGAGACCCUCAAGGAACAGAUCGAAGAUGCUCGAAGAGAUCUCAAACUGAGCAAUGAAGCCCUGACUCAAACUGUCUUCAACUGCAAUAACCAGAUCACCACCCUGAAGUCUGAGUUAGCUAUGACAGCGACUCGUUUUGAAAAUGAGCGGAAGACUCGGGAAACAUUAGAGGCAGAGGUUGAGUCCACUCGCACCCGCCUGGCUGGAGCCGUAAAGGAGGCAGAGCUUUGCCUGGCAGCUCACACUGACGCAGAGAGAGCUCUACUCAGGGAGAAAGACGAACACCAGCGUCUCAAAGACAGACUCACGGGUGAAGCAGCCACACAACGUGAAGCAGUGAGCAGCCUGUCCCAGAAGCUGACCAAGGCAGAGGCUCGUGCAAACAGCAUGGAGAAUGAAGUGCACCGAGUCACCCUGCAGCUGACGGAGAAAGGCCUGCUGCUGGAGGUCCUACAGCGAGAGAAGGACCAGGCAGCUGUACGCGUCAAAGAGAUGGAAUCGACUCUGCAUGCUGAAAGGGAGCUGGUCAGCCGUGCAGCAGCACGCGAAGAAGCCGCAAAGGAGCAGCUGGCCCAGGCCAAGAGUGAGGAAAUGUUAUUAAGGCAACAGCUCAGUGAGUCCCAAAACAAAGGUGAGGCAAAGGAGCGCGCUGUGACUGACGCCCAACAGAGCUUCAAAGAUAUUCUGUCCAAGCUGCGCUCGGACUAUGAAGAGAGAGCACAACUAGUGGAGGAGAGAAAUAAGGAGCUGGCCAGUAAGGCUGCUGAUCUACGAGAUCAGAUCUACAAGUUAGAAGAAGAGAAGAGCGAAAGAGAGGCUAAUCUGAGGCAGCUGCAGCAGGAGCUCGCCGACUCCCUCAAGAAGUUGUCAAUGAGUGAAGCUUCUCUAGAGGUCAACACACGCUACCGCAGUGACCUGGAGGAGGAGAAGGCUCGGCUCCUUAAAGACUUGGACAGGCUCAAAGGAAAGCUGGAGGAAAGUGAGGACCAGUAUGUGCAGGCUGAGAGAAGGAUAAACAGCCUUAAGAGUAGUCUGGAUGAAAAGGAAAAAGAACUCAUCACAGCUGCUCAGAAACUGCAGGAGGCGCUGUCUACUUCAGCAGCUUCUGAUUCCACCAUCAAACAGCUGGAGGAAGCCGUGCAAAGGCUGGAGAUCGAGAAUGCAAGGCUGGAAGCUGCUGCAAAGCAACAGUCCAACAAGAUCGAUGCACUUCAAAAAGGAGCUCAAGAAGCUGCCAUGCUAUCUGACUGCUCACCUGGAGGAGGGGUCAGAACUCAUUUGGAGGACUUGGUUACAAAUCUACAGAGCAGUAAGAUGACUUUGGAAGACCAACUCAGUAGGGAGGUCCAGAAGCAGAGCAUGUUAUCUCACACAGCCCAGGACUCGAAGGCCUUGUGGGAGGAGGAGCUGAAGAGCCGUUCUAAGUUAGGACUGCGUCUGGCAGAGCUGGAAAAGGAAAAAGGAGAUUUAAGCACCCAGAUGGAAAUAGAAAAAAAGAAAGCCAAGAAAAUAGCAGAGCAGAAGAAGGCUAUUGAUGAGCGGCUGGAUCAGGAGAUGAAGAGAAACACAGAUCUUCAAAAAGAAAUGUACAGGUUGCGUACUUUAGUGAAGAAUGCAAAGAAAAGAUUGCGGGAACAAGACACAGGUGGAGCAGAAUUUGGCUCUCCAAUGAGCAGCUUACGGAUGGACCAAGGCAGACACAGCCAAGCUGAGGGUUCCUUUGGACGAAUGAAAGAAAAGGUGGAGGAUCUGCAGGUGCAGCUGGAGAAGGAAGCGUCCCGCCGCAGUCAGCUCGAGAGGAUGAACGGGGAGCUUAAGGAUCAGCUGGCCUCCAUGAGAGGCUUGAGCCACAGUAAUGACCAGCAGGAGAGGAGUAAGAGGCAGUUGGAAGAGGAGGUACUGGACCUGAGGCGUCGAAUGGAGGCAGCUCACUCGGAGCAGAGCAACGUGGAGCAGUACCGCCGUGAUGCAGAGGAGAGGGCACGUCAGGAGAUCCAACAGAAACUGGAGCAGGUCAACCUCUUCCUGCAGUCUCAGGCAGCAUCACAAGAAGCAUUGGAUCAGAUUAAAUCGGCCAAUGAGGCUAACCUGCGUUCCCAACUGGAGCAGAAGAUCCGGGAGCUGGAGGGGGACCUGGGCCGGGCCCGCACCACCCACCAUGACAGCCUCAAUCAAAGAGACUCUACACGCACAGAACUAGAGCGAUACCGGCAACUCUACGCUGAGGAGCUACGCCUCCGCAAGUCCCUGGCUGCCAAACUAGAAAGGGCCAACACUCGUCUUUCAGAAGCCAAUUCUAAGUUGCUCAAUGAGCGCAGCAGGUCUCUGAUCACCAGCAGCAUCGCAAACGGGAGCCUCGCAGGGCCUUCGCUGGACGUUGGCUCUUUGGGUUCCCCUGCACACUACGGGAACACACUUGGGCCCCUUAACAGGAGUUUCGGCCUGGGACUGUCCCUCCUCAGUCCUGUGACUGAUGGACAGAACAGCAGGGUGGAGGAUUACCUAGCCAAGAUGCAGAGUGAGUUGGAUAAAAACAUAUCAAAAGAGUUGAACAAUGCCACAGCAGAGCUGUAUGUCACUUCAGCCCGGAUGUCAACAGGGGGCUCUUCCUCCAGGACGGAGCUGGACCCUGUCAGCACGGCCACGGAGCAGUACUUGGAGGUACUCAAGAAGAACUAUAUGAUCUGAACACACAUUUGUAUUCCAGCCAUAAGAAUAUCAAAUCUAUUGACAAAUAUAAGUAGACUCAGUCAAAGAAAGAAACUUUAUGUGUUUUUACUCUAUUCUUUGAAGAUAAAAGUCAACAUAAUGCACAUUGCACUUAACCACUCAGGAGCAAAGGGCAGGAGUUAUAUGUCUGUUGGUACAAUUAGAAUGAACCCUGGAAAGUAUUUGUUCCUUUUUACUCGUUUGGUUCAACCUGUUGCUGUAACUUUCUUUUAGCACACUACAUAUAAACAGAAAUGUGAUUUGUCUUUUCAUUUGUGAAUAUUGGUUACUCGUUUAAAUUUGUAAGUAUUUGACGUCUGCAUCAUUAUUGUUGCCAAGAUCCUACAUUUGGUACGUGCCAUCAUAUGGUGCAAUAUCUGUCUUGGUUUUUUCUGUAUUAGUAUUGGACUAUUAUGUGUUUAUUUUAUUUAUUCUUUUUUUUAAUUAAAAUGAUAUACUUGAAUAAGACGAGCUGGAAUUCUCUCUGGCCAGUGAAACAGGGUGAACACGUUUAUACAACAAUCACUUCGGCUUUUUGUUAGCUUGAUUUUAAGUUAAAAACACUUACUUUGUUUCCCAGUAUAUGUGUUAUUUUUCAUUACUCACAGAUGCUGUAAUAGAAUGAGUAUAGUAAAAAAGAAUUUGGACGCCUGUACAUUACAGAAGACUAAAGAUGUAAAUAAAACUGAAAGACCUUUAACUUGAA
Molecule: messenger RNA, 8063 nt
Organism: Labrus bergylta (ballan wrasse)
Lineage: Eukaryota; Metazoa; Chordata; Actinopteri; Labriformes; Labridae
Gene: aard
Product: ankyrin repeat domain-containing protein 36C
Molecular function (GO): protein binding
Source: RefSeq, a predicted model, not a curated record